AUACACUUGUAUGUGGAUUCGGUAGAUUAAUUUCCAAAAUGGCGCUUGAUGUUGAUAAAAAAAGUCUUUUGUAUUGAAAGCUUGAGUACAGAAUUGUUAAAAUGAAAUCCCUCAAAUAAUGCAGACAGAUAAGCAAGUGAAAAAGAAGAAAGCGAGAUCAUGGGCUGAAGCAGCUAAACUUGUGUUAGAGAAGUAUAAACAAACUCCUAUGAGCCAUAAAGCUAUACUGAAAUCAAUUCAAGAGGACAAUCUGAAAGAUAUUGGUGGUUCGGUUCCUUUAGCUUGCUUAAACUCCUGUCUGCAUGCUUACUCUCGUGGUAAAGAGGCUGUAUUUUACAAAGUUGCAGGAAGAUCUGGUGUCUAUGGUUUAAUGAAUGAUAGACCUGCUGGCUCAAGUCUGCUGGAAAUCCCUGAAGAAUUAGGGGAGGAGUGUGACAAAGAUAAACCUUUCAAAGAAAGGAGGAAGGAAAAUGUAAUGUAUGUAAAAUUGCCAAAUGGUUACAAGACAAUACCUCCAACAGAGUCUGAUGAAGAUGAGCAGGUUUCAGUAGUAGAUGAGAAAGACUUGAUCAAUUCCACAAUGUCAUCAGAGGUCUCUGACAAUGGUACUAACACAUCCACUGAGAGCACUGCUCUACGGAGGAGUAUGAGACAACAGAAAAAGAAAAGGCCAGACUUUCCAAGGAUUAUUAUCAAACCUAUUCCACCUCCUAAAGAAGAAGAUAAGGUUAAGGAGGCAACGAAGGAAACUUUCACCAAUACAAAGUUGGAGAAUGGGGUGAACCACAGUUCUGAUGACAAUUACAGUGACUCCUCAGAGAACCACAAAUCACCAGGACUGUCUGGCUUCCAGAAAACCCAGACCAUGAGAGAAAUGUUAGCUGGGAUACCUGGUAUCAGUAUGAAGCCAAGGAAAAGUAGAAACAGAAAGCUGAGUCAUGCUGCACAGAUUGCCCAGACAAAGGAGGGAUGUAUAGACCUGGAAACUCCAGACUCAAUUCUGGUUAACACCAAUCUUAGGGCUCUGUUUGGCAGAUCCACAUUUAAUCUGCUGCCUGUACAUUACCAGUACAAACUUCUACAACUUCUCCCAGAAUGUGACAGAAUUAUUGAAUGUGAAAGUAAAUUCAGGUUAAGCACAACUUCAUUUAACAAUGAAUUCUUUAACAAGGCUUGUGAAGAAUGGAGAGAGAGGUUAUCAGAAGGUGAAUUCACUCCAGAAAAUCAAUUAAGACUCAAACAGGAUGAAGAAAAGGAACAAACAAAAUUAGAUCCAUGGAAGGCCAAGCACUUUGAACCUGUAUGGGGAAAGAGAUUCAGUGGUCAAGCUGUUCCGAAAGCUGAUAUUCCAUCCCCUCCUCCUCAGCCUCCCAUCCCCAAAAUGAAAAUCAAGCCAGCACUGAAAAAAUCCACAACAAAGGUGUCUACCUUAAUUAAACAGGAGAAGAUUUCACAAACUGUGUCGCAGCCAGUGGCUAACAGUGCAUAUAUAAGUGAAACUCCUUCAUCUCAAAGUGGACUCUUGUUGAAAAUUUCUCAUGACAAAUCUAAAUUUGUGAUGGAUAGAGGUGACAGAAAUGUGAUGCACCCACAAGCAUUGAAAAGAUCCUUGUCAAGUGAUAUCAAUGCUGAUGACCAAGAAGAAAGUCCGUCAAAGAAAACGCGUAUAGCAACAGCGCAUUCUCCAUUGAAAACUGUUAUUCAAGUGUGCUCUGCAAAUCACAUGGCAAAAAUUGCUAAACCUGUUACUAUGGAUACCAGCCCAAGUGCAAAUCAGCCGAAACAAGUAUCUCUACUAAGCACUGCUACCUCAUCCGUUCUUUCACAGAUGCAACAGACUAUUUAUUCUGCUCCAAGACCCCAUGCGUACAUUUCUCCUCCCAAAGGAGGUUCCCAAGAUAUGUCAUCUCAAACAAGGACUCUCGCCCAAAUCAAAGUCCAGACAAAUGCAGCAAGAGGGAUUCCUGUACAGGUAGAAAGGCAGACAAGAACUCUGGCUCAGAUAAAAGCAGAGACCAGAGCCAAAAUUCAAAUGAGAAAUCAAGCAAAACCACAAGAACUAAAUGCUUCCACAACUGUGAAAAAAUUGACAUUUCCAAGUGCAACAGUUGCAAGGCAGGUGCCUAACAUCUUACAUGGUCGACAGCGAAGUAUUCCCAGCAAGACACCUUCUUCUCCUCCAAAUCCCAAUAUUCCUGAACCUCCAGAAGAAACUAAGGACGGGAUCAAAUUAAAAAGAUCUUUACAGAUAUGUAAGGAUGUAAUAAAGAAAACGGGAGGACUUUCAUAUCAAGUCAAUGCGGAUGGCAAAGUCAAAAUUAAUACUCCUGUAUCAAAUUCAGAACCUGUUCCAGUUUUAAAACAAGAACUAAAGCCAAUGGCAUCAGCUGUAUUGACACAGAACACAAAAAGUGCCUCAAAACUUGUGUUUAACAAUCCCCCUUCAUCUGAAAAUAUUACAUCUUCUCUUCCUUCAAUAUCUGGUAUGCUCCCAGCUUCUUCAAGUUUGCAGACUUUAGCUGCUGGUAAUGCAGAUUCAUCCGGACAAUGUGUUGUGCGUGUGACAAAACCCCCUACCACAUUACAGACCCAGGCAACGACAGCCAGGGUGGUCAGUGUACCAGGAUCCAAUGCCAGAUUUCUUAUCCCCUCUGGUAUUUCCACAACAGCUGUUGGUAAUUCUAGUAUUGUGCAAAUCCUGAAUUCUGCCCCUGGUACCAAUUUAGUGACUAUGCAAUCACUUCAGCCCUCAAGAGCCUCCAGUGCUCCCCCUCAGAAUGACGUUAACCCAACAAGUGUUCAAGUACAAACUCUGUCUCGAUCAGCCAGUGUGGGACUUGGUAACAACAGAGUAGAAGCCGGGACUUCCCAGCAGCAUCUCCAGUAUUUACUCCAACAGCAGCACCAGAAUCAGCAACGGCAAAAAAUCGUACGAGUCCAACAAACCGUGUCUGGGGAGGCCAGCACUUCUCAGUCAAAAGUUGUGGACUCUUCCACUGCUCCAGAAGCCAGCAGUACAGACGGUAAUUCAUUCAUGGUUCAGCAAUCAUCAGUAGUUGCUGCUACAGAGUCAUCAUCCAGCAAAACUGCGCAGUCCCCUGUGGCUACUGUGUCAAGGGUCAUUGUUAGCAGUGCAAAUCAACUGGUCAGUCAGAUGAAGAAAGAGGCCCAGUUAGGGAAAACAUUGACCAAUCAGGCCUCCGUAGUCACAGUUCCUUCAUCAACAGGAAAUGGUACAACAAAAAUUGUGCUUCCAACUGCCAUCCUGACCAGUGCAUUGGCUGGGGGCGAAAAUGCAAACUGUGCUUGUAGUUUAAAGGCAAUGAUAAUGUGCAAAAAGUGUGGAGCAUUUUGCCACCAUGAUUGCAUUGGGCCUUCUAAACUGUGUGUGACAUGUUUGAUAACCACUUGAUUCUUUUCCCAGCUGUGCUGACAGUUACGUAUGUGAAAAUCAGGUUGCACUAACAUCAGUUUGUUUUUUUGUCACUAAGAAUUUUGUUUUUGGAUACAUUACUAAACAUGGAUUUCUUAUAGAGGGUAGCAACAGCAGUUGUCCGAGUGUUUCCCUUUUUUCAGCUGUACCUUGAGUUGAUUUUGAACAUAUUUUUAAGUCAUCCAGUAAAUUAUGUCCAGAGUCUUAAUUUAUACAGUUAUGUCCAGAUUCUUAAUUUGAUGCAGCUGUGACAAAUUACAGUGUGUGUAGUGUCAAAUUUAAUACAAAAACAUGCUUAUACGGUCUACUCCACUUAUAUUGAAGCCACUUAUAUUAAACUAUCUAUUAUAUUGAAGUAAAAAUAAAUCCUCAUUAAUAUUACAUGUAUUUAUAAAUUUUAACAUUGGUUUAAUAUAUUGAACUUUGGAUAUACAGUGUAAUGAACAAUUCGGGUAAGUCCCUUAAAUUUCAGUAUAUCUGGAGUAGACUGUAUUUUAUAUUGUGAAAUUUGCCAUCUACACUGUAAUAAGUUUGUAUUAUUUCAAAAACCUUUUAAUUUGGUAUUUGAGAACAUCCAUCAUCAUAGUAUUUGUCUAUUGUUGAAAAAAUUAUAUAUUUUUUAAGGUACAGUUUGGUAUUGUAGAAUGUAGUGAACAAACCAGGGGCUAAUAGAAAAAUGAUUGCAUUACGUAUAUUCUGAAUCUCAUCCAAGGUUAUUUAUGAAAUGACAGUAUUUCUGAAUGCAAAUUGAAAGCAAAAGAGGGGGAAAUAAGACAGAAUUAAAUAACAUUUGUAUAUAUUGUUUAUAUGGAGAUUACCGGUAAAUAUUUUGGUGUGAUAGCAAGAAUCAUUUCAGUGAAAAUUUACCAGAUUUUCUCACAAUUUGAAAAAUAAUACCUUUCACUAUGAAAUGGAUGACUGUUAUAUAUAUUAUCAAUAAAAGCCUGAUAGUUCAGAUGUCCAAAUUUGUUUUCCUGUCCAAUAUAAUUUAACGUUGGACGGUCAUUAAACACUCGGUAAAGCUUUUCAGAGAUUGAUUUCACCUCAUAAUUAACAUACGUGCAAUAGAACCAAACUGUCAGCAUAACAAUAAACAGGAAAAUGUGUGAUGACUUUCUGGUCAUCAUGUGUCAAAUUUCUCUAAUCUUUGGGUUGGAAUACAUACUCUCAAACCCUUUUGAUGGAUGUAUUCUGUAACAUAAGGCUAGACUUUGUAAAUACAUGUAUAUUUCAUAUGUAAUUACUAAUGUUUCCUAUUUAUUCAAAAUUCAUUCCACAAUUCCUUGAGAUAAAUAUUUUAGAAAGAAGGAAAUCGGUGUAUCUCUGUCAUCAUGUAGCCCAAAUGCAUGGUAAGUUUGAUAUUUGCUGUGCAGAUUAAUUAUGCAUGAAGAAAAUCAUUAUGAGGAAGCAUAUUGAAGAUGAGGAAAAACAGUAAAAUUGUUAAUUUAAAAAAAAUAUCUGAAUGUUAAAUAUGUUGCGACAAGAAGUUGUGAAGUAGAAUGAAUUAUUUGAUCAAAGAUUAUUUGUAAUAAUUUCCUGGUUGAAUGAUUGUCUGAAUGAGGAGUUACUUUGUUUUAAUUGCAAGAAAAUGUGUAUAUUAAAGUUUUAUGAUGAAA
This is a messenger RNA of Ostrea edulis (European flat oyster), 5049 nucleotides long. Its product is annotated as polycomb protein Asx-like. The transcript has 12 exons. Gene Ontology annotation, molecular function: DNA binding; chromatin binding. Gene Ontology annotation, biological process: positive regulation of transcription by RNA polymerase II; animal organ morphogenesis. NCBI's taxonomy places the organism in Eukaryota, Metazoa, Mollusca, Bivalvia, Ostreida, Ostreidae. The record is from RefSeq and is a predicted model, not a curated record. The coding region runs from base 119 to 3412 and encodes 1097 amino acids. Gene Ontology annotation, cellular component: PR-DUB complex.